AAAAAAACACUUCUCCUCCCCUCCUCCUAGUCAAUAACGAAAACCAAGAUCGAUUUUCAUCAUCAUACCAUUUAAUAUUAUCGAUAUUAUCAUUAAUAUUAUCAAUCAGUAUCACAUUCGAAAAUGAUGAAGUUGAUCAAAGUCAUAGUUAUUAUAGCCAUUACAAUGGCUCUCACCAUCUCUCUACUCACCAUGCAACACAAAUCAAACAACCCUGGAUUUCAUGAGGAUGUAAAAGUUUCAGACGUGGAAGUGACGAAGAGGGUGAAAACAAGUCGAUUUCUAGCUCAACAAGAAAUCAAGAACCCUAGGGCCGCGGAUCAUUGCCAUAAAGACAAUGAAAUAUGCCACGUGUCGGAAGGUGGUCGAAAUUCGACAUGUUGUAACAACAAAUGCAUGGAUUUAGGUUACGAUGAUCACAAUUGUGGUGCUUGCAAGAAAAAAUGUCCAUUCACAGAGACUUGUUGUAGAGGCCAAUGUGUGAAUUUGUCUUAUGACAAAAGGCAUUGUGGAUAUUGCAAUAAUAGGUGCAUGACAGGUGGAUAUUGUUUCUAUGGCAUAUGUGAUUAUGCCUAAAUAUGGAUCGAUGAAGACCUCAACUCAUUCUUUACUUUUGAUGUUUGAUUUUCAUAAAAAUACUAUUUUUAGUGGAAGAAAAGCUCAAUUUAUACAUAUAAAAUAUUUAUUUUUACCAAUAAAAGUAAUUAACCACAUUUAUAUUUUGUGGUUUAAUUAGUUACUCCUAAGAAACAUGGGAUUUAUACGUACAUAUGUAUGGUGUAACAAUUUCAUACAGAGUGUAUAUUGAUAAGUAUUUUUGUAAACAA
Molecule: messenger RNA, 827 nt
Organism: Solanum pennellii
Lineage: Eukaryota; Viridiplantae; Streptophyta; Magnoliopsida; Solanales; Solanaceae
Product: stigma-specific STIG1-like protein 1
Exons: 1
Coding region: 124-576 (150 amino acids)
Source: RefSeq, a predicted model, not a curated record